AAGAUCUCAAAAAAACAAAAACAAAAAAAAAAAGGAGAAAAAAAAGAGUACCACCUUCCCUAUUUCUUUCAAUAUUUCUUGCUCAUGUUAAACCUGCAAUUGUGAUUCGGUGAAGCUUAAAUCUUUCCUCUCCCUUUUGGGGGAUGAGUAACGGCAUGGACUACGGCAGUAUCGUGAACGGAAUUGGAGUCUUCAUGGUUAUCCUUCUCAUAACUAUGUCCCUCCUCUUCUGCAAAUACUGCUCCCCUGACCGCCACCACCCAUCUCACCAGACUUCCACCUCUGCCAGGACGACUGCCGCUGAGGAUGUUUCCAUUACCAUAGAAAGCGGCCUCAACGAGGAGACACUCCGAAGCUUCCCCAAACUUCUCUAUUCCCAGGCAAAGCUCCACAAAACCGACAACCCCUCAAACUGUUCCAUAUGUCUGGGUGAAUACAGAGACGCAGAUACCCUGCGGCUGCUGCCUAAUUGCGGCCAUGUUUUCCAUCUCAAGUGCGUGGAUCCUUGGUUGCGCUUGAAUCCCACCUGCCCCGUCUGCCGAAAUUCACCGCUACCGUCCCCGAGUCUUCCAACUCUCCGGCCGAACUAACGCCAUAUUCCACGCAGGAGGAUGUAAGGUUGCAAUUAAGUUGAACACUUUUUACAUUGAAUCAUGUACAAAUUGAUGGGUUUUCCAAUUUACAACUCAUAGGUCUCUAAAUUCUAAAAUGCAAUGGUUUGUACACUUUUAGAUGAUUUUAUAUAUGUACAGUUUUCAGAUCAAAGGCAAACGAAGAGUAGAUUAAAAUUAGUGGCAGGUA
This is a messenger RNA of Rubroshorea leprosula, 801 nucleotides long. The record is from the annotation of a GenBank genome assembly. NCBI's taxonomy places the organism in Eukaryota, Viridiplantae, Streptophyta, Magnoliopsida, Malvales, Dipterocarpaceae.